CGUUCUGGUCACUUCCCACCGCCCCUCACAUCUCCCCUCUGUUACCUAUUCUCCCAUGGUCGCCCCUGCUCUUCAUCCCGUUCAUGGUCGAAUCCGGUCGCGGGAGCAUCUGUCGGAGGCAGACGCGGAGGCGCGGGACUUGCAAGCCCAUGCUCUUCCCUGCUCCUUCCUCAAAUCCGGUCGCCGAAGUGACCGAGGAGGCGCUCGAGCUCGGUAUGCUCGUUCGGGGACGCCGCCCCCUCCCUCUCCUCCUGAUGCCGCUACCGUCACCGUCGCCGCAAUGAGUCUCUCCACCAUCUCCCGCGUGCUCGCUUGCUUGUCCCGUCCUCUAGGAUUAUCUGCUCAGGGUCCGUGUCUCAUGCGUUGCUACCUGACGUCUACUCUUGGGAGCCGGGCUUCGUCGGCCAACGGGGCCGGCAAGGUCCGAGACUGGAGAUUCCUGCUCGCCAACUCGCAGUCCCGGCGGCUGUUCUCUUACCAGUCGAAAAAGAAUUUCCUGAAGGAGAAGGAGGAGGUCCUGAAAGGGGAUGGGAGCAACAAGUCUGAAUCAAAGGGAGACGAUGAUAUCCAAAAUGCAUGAUAUGCUUUUGCCAGUGUUCUCUCUGUUCAUGUUUCGUUUGGAUGCUCCACGUAUCCACAUAGGCAUCAUCAAGUCAUGGGCUGUGGCUUCAAUCCCCGGAUUUUUUGUUUGCAUGUGCUGUGCUGCUAUGAAGCAUUGUUUAGCAAACAAUGUUUUGGGAAUUUCUUCCCGUAUCCAGCACGUGUUCCCACCCGAAGAUGCUUCCUCCAUGCUUUUCAUUGCUGACACUGCAAUAUCUGGUAUAUGUGUUGCACUUGCCCUCUGUAUCGCUGUGCCAAGAGCUAGCAAGAACCAUUUCUUUAAUUACGCAUUUUUGCGAUACACUGUAAUUAUCAUCAUACUGAACUGGUUUCAAUCCACACAGGGUGGGGGGCAGCCUGCUCUACAAUACGUUGCUUGUGGCGUGAUUAGUUUUGUUGCUGUUCACUGUUUGUGGAAUGUAGAAGUAAAACAGGGUGACAACAAUCAGCCGAUGAGUGAAGUGUGGGAUUGGAACAUGUAUGGAACCAAACUGAAGUUUCAUGGAUGGUUUAUUAACACUGCCAAUGAGGAUGGUGACGGAGGUGAGGAUGGUGACGGAGGUGAGGAUGAUGCUUCAUUUGCCUCGGAGCAUUCCGAUGAUGAAGAUUUGACGGAGGUGUCAAUUUUACGUGCGGUGCAAGUGUUGGCCAUUCGUGCAAACUUUCGUAUUAGCCGUAUGGACGCCCAUGACUGGUACCAAAAUUUUGUCAUCUAUGUGGCACUCGAGGGGGAAGUACAAGAGGAAGGAAAGGAUUUGGUACUCGCUGGACCAUGUGGGAUACUACAGGCUUACGGUGCCUUUUGCUUGGAGGUUUUCACAGAAGACCUGGUUUUCACAGAAGACGAUGAGGGGUCUUCUACUGAUGAUGAGGGGUCUUGGAGCGGUCAUUUCCGCCGAGGCUGGGAUGUUACUGAGCCUGAUGAAGUUGAGGAAUUCACACAAACCAUCUAUGGAGGCCUUGGCCGCAAGUUGGAGAUCACAUACUUGGUGAUUCCGGAAGCAGUUGAGACCUAUGUUGAGGUCAGGUUGAACCUCAAAGACUUCGGUUCGAGAAGCCGCUCUGUGUAUGGUAGCGUCAAGGCAAUUGCCAUUGACUAUGGGAGCAAAAGCGUCAAUCUCUUCAGUUUUGAACGAGGCAGUAGCUUGUCCCUGCCCUGUGGUUCCACGUGCAUUCUUCCACUGGGACCACACAUGAUUGCAUUGCCUGAUCGUAGCAAGUACAAACUCCACAUAGAGGUGGACCUAAGAGUAAUCACAACCUGUGACAGCCAAGAAGAGGACAAGAAUUUGAAAUUCUGUCUAGACUGCAGCCGUAGAAUUAGGAGUGAAGAAAGUCUAGAGUUACCCCGUAGAAUUAGGACUCAAAAAAGAGAAUUUGAUGGUGAACAAGUUGAAGUGAAGGUCAUCUGGGUCCUAGAAAAAUUCUUCUAGAUCAUAGAAAAAUUCGUCUAAGAAAGGAGCUAGAAGCAAAAUAAGUGAAGGAAGGCAUGUGCCACAUGUGGAACUUUGUCUAUGUUUGUCAGAUCAUAUUAUCUAUUUCCUUGUGUUUGAUCUAUUCAUGCCAUUUUAUUUGAACUGAACUUGGGUGAGUGGGAAACCAAGAAUAGUACUCCCUCCAUUCCUUUAUACAAGGCCAUUAUGAAAAAUACAUUUUGCAUC
Messenger RNA from Triticum dicoccoides, 2261 nucleotides. RefSeq lists its product as uncharacterized. Gene Ontology annotation, cellular component: membrane. The record is from RefSeq and is a predicted model, not a curated record. The coding region runs from base 528 to 2033 and encodes 501 amino acids. Gene Ontology annotation, molecular function: aspartic endopeptidase activity, intramembrane cleaving. The transcript has 10 exons. Lineage: Eukaryota; Viridiplantae; Streptophyta; Magnoliopsida; Poales; Poaceae.